AGCGUUUCUCACGCGUAGUGGAAUUAUCAGCGUUCGGGGGUCGUAACGGAAGAAGGUCGCCGAAUUUUUUGAAGAAAUGAAUUAAAUGGAACUACUGAGGUGAAACAAAGACUUUCAAAAUGAGCCGCACGCGGAAAAGGCACCAUUCCAAGGAGUCUGUUGGUUAAUAUAGGCCUUGUGGACAAGAAUGAAGGAAAUGGUCGGAGGGUGUUGCGUUUGUUCUGAUGAUCGGGGGUGGGCCGAAAACCCACUAGUAUAUUGUGAUGGACAGGGAUGCACUGUUGCAGUACAUCAAGCUUGCUAUGGAAUUGUGACAGUACCCAUUGGAAAUUGGUAUUGCAGGAAAUGUGAAUCUCAGGAGCGAUCUGUCAAAGUGAGAUGUGAACUGUGUCCUAAUAAAGAAGGUGCCUUGAAACCAACAGACAAUAAUGCAUGGGCUCAUGUCGUCUGUGCUUUAUAUAUCCCUGAAGUCAGGUUUGGUAAUGUUACGACAAUGGAACCUAUCAUUCUUGCACAAAUUCCUCAAGAGAGGUAUAAUAAGACAUGUUAUAUUUGCGAAGAGAGAAGCCGAUCCCGAGCGAAUGUCGGUGCUUGUAUGCAGUGUAAUAAAGCUGGUUGCAGGCAACAGUUUCAUGUCACUUGCGCACAAGGCCUUGGUUUACUUUGUGAAGAGGCUUCUAAUUACAUGGAGAAUGUUAAAUACUGUGGAUAUUGUCAUCAUCAUUACACUAAACUUAAAAAAGGAGGUAAUGUGAAAGUUAUCCCUCCUUAUCGUCCUGUUGGUGCGAACGAUUCUCCUGAAGGUUCGCCUGUGAAAGAAACAGAACCAACGAAAACUACAUCAAAAAGAAAACUAAGUGCAGGUUCAAGUAAAAGUGGUAAAACAGCUAAUACUACUGGUGAUGCAGAGAUUGGUGUUGGUGGUGGCGAUGAUGACAAAGCUGGGGCUGUUGGAGGAUUGGAAGGCGAAGGGAGUAAAAUUGGAAACAAAAGAAGGAAAGGAGGCUCAAGAACUCCUCCAGUAGGAAUUCCUAGUCCCGAGAGUAGCUCACGUCCUUCUAGCCCUGGUAGCAGUACUAGACUAGGAACCACGGCAGUUCCCCCACCCGUUGCCACACCACCAAUUCCUCCUCAGCAUGCCGUAUCAAAAGAGUCAUCUAGACAAUCAAUUGUUGUAACAGUGCCAUUGGAUGCGUUGCCUAAUAACGUUGCAUCUAUAGCUACCCCUUCACCACCGCCGACGAAUACUGUUGUUCCAGCUGUAGUAGGAAGUACAUCAGCCUCUUCUACCUUACCAUCAGAUCAAGUUCCCCUUCCAGCGAAAAGGCAAAGGUCUCAGUCGUCGGAAAAAAGUGAAAAAGGGCGAAGAUGGAUGAAGAGAAACAGUAGUGGGAAGUCACACUCACCUCCUCCCCAAUCUCAGCAGUCAUCUGGGUCUAAAAGCAGCAGUCCUGGGGAAAGCAGUAAUUCGCAACUUAGCUCCAGUGAAGGAAAAUUGAGAAGGUCUGCUCCUGGCUCAGGGGUUGUUGUGAAGGAAGAAAAGGAUGUUAAAAUUUUUCAGAACGGUUUGAAUGCUCCUCAUAUGCUUGGGAAUCAGUUGAACCCAAGUAGUGUAAUGGCGCAAAAAAUGUGCGAUACCCUUUCGCAAGAAAUGGUCGCACAUUCUGUGUUUACCCAGCAGGAGCCUACUCAGAGCAAUAGCUUGGUGGGACCACAGCUCCAUCGGCCUCACCACGCUCAGAACCGAAUAGGAGCAUGGACAGGUAUGCCUGGCACGACUAAUAAUCAUAACACCACAAAUAAUAAUAAUAUCCCGCAAUCAUUGGAACAGUUGUUGGAGCGACAGUGGGAACAAGGUUCUCAGUUUCUUAUGGAGCAGGCUCAGCAUUUUGAUAUUGCUUCGCUGCUUUCCUGUUUGCAUCAGCUACGUGCUGAAAACGCCCAGCUUGAAGAACACGUUACAAAUCUUGUUCAAAGGAGAGAUCACCUGUUAGCUGUUAAUGCGAGGCUAGCUAUUCCUCUUGUGCAGCAACAACAUCCACAACAACAACAGCAGCAAGUUAAUAAUGUUGCUGCUAGCACUCCUCCUGUAAAUAAUGCUCCUGCCGCUGUUGAAAAUGGUAUGGCUACUGCUGCUGAACAAGUCCAGUACCAGAGGAAUACACCUCAAUCUUUACCCAGGUCUAACUCGGCAGGGUUUCCUGGAAGUGGACAGCAAAUCCAACCUCAAAACAGUGUUGUAGUAAGGGCAUCUUCAGGGGAUCAGCGAAGGAGCUCGAGUGCUGGUAGCAAUUACAGUAACCACAAUAAUCCAGGAAUGUAUUCUUCAUCUGGGCAGCAGCAACCUCAGUCACAGCAGUCCCAGGUGGUGAUUAGGAGGGACGUGAUCUCUGACCUUCACCACAAUAUGAGUAGUGGUGGUGGAAAGCAGUCGCAACCUUAAGCCUAACAGAAAAUAACCAACGCAAACCAAGUACAAAACUUAUACGUAGUUUUAAGCACUCUCGUAAAACAAAAAAAAAAAAAAAGAGAGAAAAAAGGAUCGUUUUCUAUAAUUUUUAUUAUAAUUUUGUUUUUGUUUUUUUGUUUUCUCUGUUAAUUUUAAUCAAAGGGACUGAUCUGUAUAUAAAGGGAUUAGAAGUGUACAUUUUAAGUUUUGUAAUGUAAUAUCCUCGAUUCUCGCGUUUGUAAAUAUUACUAUGAACUGUAAUAAUAAUAAAUUGAUUGAAAUAAUAAGAAAUGUCAAUUAUAAAUGUUUUUUAUUAAAAAUAAACAAUCUUAAAUUUUUUUUAUCAAAUUAGAUUUUAAAAUUAGUAGAAUUUUGUUUUAAGUAGUUGUGAAAAUUUGACUUCUCCUAUGAAAUUAUAUAUUAAUAACGUUUCAGACUUGCUCAAUUCUGAAAUUAUGCAUGAAAUAUUUAUAUAUAUAUUUAUACACAUAAGUAUGAAAAUAAGGUAAUAUGUUGCUAACGACAGAUGUUUUGAUCCAUUAUUUUUAAAUUAACUAUUAUUUCAACUCAAAUUGAAGAAAAAAAAUCUAUUCUAUAAAAUUUAAAUAUAAUUAUUCUACUAUUAUUAAAAAUUGGAUAAGUUCAUUGGGUUGCCAUAUUAUUUAUACUUGUGUUUGUCUGUUUAUCUUUCUAUUGCCAUUGGUGGAGGAAAGUCUGAUGUAUACAUUUUUUAUCUGUUAUUAUGACUGAACCCUGCUGUGUUCCUAUAAUUAGA
Molecule: messenger RNA, 3224 nt
Organism: Nezara viridula (southern green stink bug)
Lineage: Eukaryota; Metazoa; Arthropoda; Insecta; Hemiptera; Pentatomidae
Source: the annotation of a GenBank genome assembly